AGUCCGGGCACAGCUUGGCAAGGGAGGGCGUCUCUCUCGCAACCCCCUUCGCCCGGAGCUACCACGCGCAGCUCAUCUCCGGAGUGGCUACGGGCAGGCUCUCCCGGUCCAGCAGGCGCCUCCUUCGUUUCGCGCUGGGGCUGAUGCGCGCCUGGCAGGUGACAGUGUUGUGGCAGAAGACGACUAUGGUGCCAUGGAGGACGGGUCGCAGAGCCCUUCUUUCUGAAUGUUCCGGAAGAUGUUAACCACCAGUACUAAGCACAGCCAGCCCCGUGACAGGCGCCUCCAAGCUAAAGGAGGGGAAGAGGAGAUGCCCCGGGUCCGUCCCAUGAAAGCCAUCCGAGGCAUCAGGAAACGCAAAGACUUUGUGGUGCAUCAAGGCACCCAGACAGAAGAGAAGCCCAACAUUUGCAUCGAGUGCGGGAAGACCUUCAGCCAGAGCUCCAGCCUGGUCAACCACCGGCGAACACACUCCGAUGAAAAGCCCUACAAAUGCCCAGACUGUGGGAAAAGCUUCGGGGUCAGCUCCAGCCUGAACAGGCACCAGCGAAUCCACACGGGGGAGAAACCUUACAAAUGCCCCGAGUGUGGAAAAAGGUUCAACGAUAAGUCCAACCUCACCCAGCACCAGCGGAUCCACACAGGCGAGAAGCCUUACAAGUGCAUCGACUGCGGCAACGUCUGCGAGAAGAGCUUCAGCGUCAGCUCCAACCUGUUCAGGCACCAGCGAAUCCACACGGGGGAGAAGCCGUACGUGUGCUCGGACUGCGGGAAGAGGUUCACCGACAAAUCCACCUUAGUUCAGCAUCAGCGCAUCCAUACUGGGGAGAAGCCCUACGCCUGCAGGUUUUGUGGCAAGAGCUUCAGCCACAGCUCCCACCACAAGAGACACGAGAAGAUCCACAAGGGAGAAUACCCUUUGUUAGCGUUCCCUGGGGUUAGAUCGGAGCCUUUCAACAUGUGGCAUGCUGAGGUAGGAAGGGUGGCUCUGAGCGUGUGCAGAGGACUUUUCCCUCCCACCGCGGCCCUCCCGGGACAUCACACUUUGGAUUUAGGGCUCUGUUUCAGGGGCACAAAAUACAUGCAAAGGAUGCCCUAUUCUCAGAAUGCACCCAGGCCCUUUACAUUCAAGCAAUGUACAGGACAGCAGCAGCUUGUGGUAGGUACUGAGGUAAGAAGACGUCGCAAAAUGAGCCACAUGGAGGAGAACUUUAGCCCGGAGGAGGCUCGAUCACAACUCGUGACCAAACGUAAACUCCUUAAGAUGUUAAGCUUAAGUCCCGGACACAGUCAGUCUCGCGGAGGUGAAGUGAGGGAGAAGAAAAUUCCGUCAAUGACGUGGCCAGUGAAACCUGUCCAGACCAUCAAGAAACGCAAAGUCUUUUUGGUGCAUCGGGGGACUCAAACAGAAGAGAUCCCCGAUAUUUGCAUCGAGUGCGGGAAAGUCUUCAUCCAGAACUCAAGCCUCGUCAGUCAGUGGCCAGUGCAGCCAGAGGAUAAGCCGCACAAGUGCUCUGAAUGUGGGAAAAGCUUUACAGUCCGCUCUAGCCUGAACCGGCACCAGAGAAUCCACACAGGGGAGAAGCCGUAUAUAUGUCUCGACUGUGGCAAACGGUUCAAUGACAAAUCCAACCUCACCCAGCACCAGCGGAUACACACGGGCGAGAAGCCCUACGAGUGUAUCGACUGUGGCAAAAGCUACAGCCGCAGCUCGCACAAGAAGAAACACCUGAAGGACUCGGUGGAAGAACAGAUGGAGACGUGCACCUCGGGUGAGGAUGGCGCCGAUGCCAGCAGCGGUGGUGGUGGUGAGAAACCGAAACCAAAGCAGAAGCCGGAGGUGCUGAACACCUGCACGGAAUGUUUGCGGAGCUUCAGCCACAACGCUGACCUUAUCAAACACAUGCGCAUCCACACAGGGGAGAAGCCCUACAAGUGCAACAUCUGUGAGAAGAGCUUCAAUGUCAGCUCCAACCUCUUCAGACACCAGCGAAUCCACACGGGCGAGAAGCCGUAUGUAUGCUCGGAGUGUGGGAAUUGCUUCACUGACAAAUCCACCCUGGUUCAGCACCACCGGAUCCACACCGGGGAGAAGCCUUAUGCGUGCCGGUUUUGUGGCAAGUGUUUCAGCCACAGCUCCCACCACAAGAGACACGAGAAGAUCCACAACAGAGAGAACCCCUUGUUUGCUUAUUCUGUCCCAUUGCGUCAGAGCCCGGUGGAAGGCGAAAGCGGGAAGCGGCGAGCGGCGAAGAUGGCCUCCGGGCACAUCGGAGGCGGAACAGAUGCCGGCGGAGAGGCGGAGCCAGCCAGGACGACACGCGAGCGUGGACCGCGCAGGCGGGGCGGAGCCAAGAACAAAAGCAUUGCUUCUGUGAGCACUGCAGGAAGCCAGAGUGCAGGCGGAGAGAGGAGAAAGAAGAACAAGCGGAAGUCGGAGCGCCCACUCCGCAGCCCCCCAGAGGAGGAGGUGGCAGCAAAGAAAAAAAAGGUGCCAUACCCACACCAGGCAGCACCAGCUAAAGGGGUGCGCCCCAACCUCUGCUCGGAGUGUGGGAAGAGUUUCCUACACUGUUUAGAUCUAGUGAACCACCAAUGGAUUCACAGUGGCGACAAACCUUAUGUGUGUACAGAGUGCGGCCACAGCUUCAGGCAAAGUUCCACCCUGAUCACGCAUCAGCGCAUCCACACGGGUGAAGCCCCCUACGCCUGCGGCUUAUGUGGCAAGCGCUUUCGUGUCAGCUCCAACUUUGUGCGUCAUCGGCGCAUCCAUACCGGGGAGAAACCUUACACCUGCCCCAUUUGUGCAAAAAGCUUCACUGACAAGUUGACACUGACACAGCACAAGUGCACGCACACGGGGGAGAAACCAUACCGCUGUGCCGACUGUGGCAAGAGCUUCAGCCAAAACUCAGACCUGGUCAAGCACAUGCAAAUCCACACGGGGGAAAAGCCCUUCCUCUGCAGCCGCUGUGGCAAGCACUUCAGUGUCAGCUUAAACCUGACGCGACAUCAGCGCAUCCACACAGGUGAGAAGCUGCACGUCUGUGAUGCCUGCGGCAAGGGCUUCACCGACAAGUCCACCCUGACACAGCACCAGCACACUGCUCAUCACACGGGGGAAAAGCCCUUCCUCUGCAGCCACUGUGGCAAGCACUUCAGCAUCAGCUCAAACUUGACGCGACACCAGCGCAUCCACACAGGUGAGAAGCCGCACGUCUGUGACGCCUGCGGCAAGGGCUUCACCGACAAGUCCACCCUGACACAGCACCAGCACACGCACACUGGUGAGAAGCCGUAUAUCUGCACCGAGUGUGGGCAAACCUUUGCCCAGAGCUCGGAUCUAAUUAGCCAUCAGAGAAUCCACAUGGGCGAGAAGCCCUACAAAUGCCUCGACUGUGGGAAAACGUUCAGCAUCAGUUCCAGCCUGAACAGGCACCAGAGAAUCCAUACGGGUGAGAAGCCGUACCUUUGCUCUGAGUGUGGGAAAAGCUUCACUGACAAGUCCACCCUGGUUCAGCAUGUGCGAACCCACUCGGGAGAGAAGCCCUACCAAUGCAUCGACUGUGGCAAAACCUUCAGCCACAGCUCCCACCUGGUCAAGCACAUGCGCAUCCAUACGGGGGAAAAACCCUUCGAGUGUAACCACUGUGGGAAAUGCUUCAAUGUCAGCUCCAACCUGAUCAGGCACAAGAGAAUCCACACGGGAGAGAAGCCCUACACUUGCUCUGACUGUGGGAAAAGUUUCACUGACAAAUCCACCCUCACCCAACACAACCGCAUCCACACGGGGGAGAAACCCUACACAUGCACUUACUGCGGAAAAAGCUUCAGCCGCAGUUCCCAUCACAAGAGACACCAGCGGAUCCAUGCAGGAGAAAACCCAGUGUCCUUUCUGCCCUUGUGGCCUUACCCAAACCAAAUGUACUAAGCGUCAUGGUGGGUGGGAUAGAAUUUUCAGGAGAUCCCUGACCAGCUGAAUCACAUAGAACAACCAUACGACACCUAGGCCAGGGGUCACCCACAUAAUUACAAUGAAGACCAUGGUGCCCAUCAACACCUUUCCGCCACGCGUUUUUUAACAGUGGGAGGAGCCAGGCAGAGCUUUUGCCCAGCAAGUGUUCUGAUUGGCCACUGGAGAAUUGAUUGACUGUGC
Messenger RNA from Gekko japonicus, 4156 nucleotides. Its product is annotated as zinc finger protein 721-like. NCBI's taxonomy places the organism in Eukaryota, Metazoa, Chordata, Lepidosauria, Squamata, Gekkonidae. The transcript has 11 exons. Gene Ontology annotation, molecular function: RNA polymerase II transcription regulatory region sequence-specific DNA binding; DNA-binding transcription factor activity, RNA polymerase II-specific. Gene Ontology annotation, biological process: regulation of transcription by RNA polymerase II. The record is from RefSeq and is a predicted model, not a curated record. Gene Ontology annotation, cellular component: nucleus. Bases 227 to 3931 code for a protein of 1234 amino acids.